Molecule: messenger RNA, 2141 nt
Organism: Phyllostomus hastatus (greater spear-nosed bat)
Lineage: Eukaryota; Metazoa; Chordata; Mammalia; Chiroptera; Phyllostomidae
Gene: STX7
Product: syntaxin 7
Exons: 10
Coding region: 170-952 (260 amino acids)
Biological process (GO): vesicle fusion; vesicle-mediated transport; intracellular protein transport
Cellular component (GO): endomembrane system; synaptic vesicle; membrane
Molecular function (GO): SNAP receptor activity; SNARE binding
Source: RefSeq, a predicted model, not a curated record
CCAACGCCCACACCCAUCAGCUGAUUAUCGUAGCUGGGGCCUCUGGACCCGGUGAAAGCCUGGGGCCGGAGGAGGAGGAGAAAGCCGAGGAGGUUGGGGUAAGGUGACUGCUUAGAAAACUGUGUGGCCCACCAACAUCUGAUGAAAUUACUGACUAAGCAGAGCAGCCAUGUCUUACACUCCAGGGACUGUCGGCGACCCCACUCAGCUGGCCCAGCGCAUCUCCUCCAACAUCCAGAAGAUCACACAGUGCUCUGUGGAAAUACAGAGGACUCUGAAUCAACUUGGAACACCUCAAGAUUCACCCGAAUUGAGGCAGCAGUUGCAACAGAAGCAGCAGUAUACUAACCAACUUGCCAAAGAAACAGAUAAGUACAUUAAAGAGUUUGGAUCUCUGCCUACCACCCCCAGUGAACAGCGUCAAAGGAAAAUCCAGAAGGAUCGCUUGGUGGCUGAGUUCACAACAUCACUGACCAACUUUCAGAAGGUCCAGAGGCAAGCUGCUGAGAAAGAAAAAGAGUUUGUUGCUCGCGUGAGAGCCAGUUCCAGAGUAUCUGGUGGUUUUCCUGAGGAGAGCUCAAAAGAAAGGAACCUUGUAUCGUGGGAAAGCCAAACUCAACCUCAAGUGCAAGUACAGGAUGACGAAAUUACAGAGGAUGACCUCCGCCUUAUUCACGAGAGAGAGUCUUCUAUUAGGCAGCUCGAGGCUGAUAUUAUGGAUAUUAAUGAAAUCUUUAAAGAUUUGGGAAUGAUGAUUCACGAGCAAGGAGAUGUGAUAGACAGUAUAGAAGCAAAUGUUGAAAAUGCAGAGGUGCACGUUCAACAAGCAAACCAGCAACUGUCAAGGGCAUCAGACUAUCAGCGCAAAUCCAGAAAAACCCUGUGCAUCAUCAUUUCUCUCCUUGUCAUCGGAGUUGUAAUUAUUGGCAUCAUAUUGGGAGUGAAAGGCUAAAAUUACAAAGGAGCACACUGCUGCACUACGUUAAUCUAAAUUAUGCAGGGAGGUUCCUGUAAUCAUGGUUUUUUAAUUAUUAUUUUAACGCUAUUGCAUAAAGGGUGGUUCCCAUACUUUUAUUUUUAUUUGGGGGGAUGUUUCCUUUGUAUUAAAUCGGAUGUUUUCUAAUACUGAACAUUUUUCUAAAUAUCACUGCUGGCGUAACUGUCAUGCUUUCUGGUCUAAUAACUUAGUUUUUUGCCCACAUUGUAUAUGUCUUUCAUUUAUAAUUUAUUUAUCUUGUUGACUUAGUUUUGGGAAUUAAUAAAUUUAAAGAUGUGCGUGUGUUUUCUGUGGGCAUCUGUAACAUGCACCAGAUUUGCGUUACUUCAUUAAAAAUCUCUGCCUUUUGAUUAGGGCAGCAGAGGAAAUAUUGUCAAAACCUUGAAAAAAUUAUGUGUUUAUGUUGGUUUUCUUUUGUGGUUCAUCCCAGCACAAAUUAUCUUCUCUUAAGGCCCUUGAUUAUUCUGAAUGAAAUCAGUGAAUAAUUUCCCACUGUAUUUCAUAUACUUGAUGUGUACAUAUUAAGCAUAUGCUGUAGAUUGCCUAGUAAACAACUAAGGAUAGACUGUUUUUACGUAGGCUCUGUUUAAAUCUGACACUGACUGAGAAAUGUGUAGUCACUAUAAAUGUUUAAUGUGAUUUGGAUGGAAAGUAUGACAUAUCAGUACUUUCUGUGUUAGAAUUCUAAAGAUCCCAACCUGUUAUUCUGUUGAGUAUUUCCACAGCUAUUAUAAUGGAAAUUAAUUAUCUUUUCUCAUAUCCUAUAGCAUAAUGGUUACAUUUGUAUCCUUAGGUCAAAAUUAUUGGGGAGGUGACUGUGCCACAGUGUUUUCAGCACCUAGCACUUAACAUUUCGUGUUUCCCUUGAGUACCGUUUUGUACCUUCCUUCAUUGGAAAAGGAAUUGGAUGUUUACCAAUUGACUCACUUGCCUUUUUAAGUCACUUUUGUUUUAAUGUACUAAUCUGAAUACUGUAAAGAAUUAUCUUAGUUUAUAGUUUGUAUUUUAUAAUGUUCUUAUACAGCAGUUUGUUAGUGAAGGCAAUGUUUUACAUGGCAAGCUACGAACUUCAAAUGGGAGCAAAUAAAAUAUCAAGUAACUAAGUUGUACAUUUGCAGUCACAAUAAAGAUGAUUUUAAAAGUG